This is a messenger RNA of Fimicolochytrium jonesii, 1884 nucleotides long. RefSeq lists its product as uncharacterized. Gene Ontology annotation, biological process: regulation of DNA-templated transcription. Lineage: Eukaryota; Fungi; Chytridiomycota; Chytridiomycetes; Spizellomycetales; Powellomycetaceae. The record is from RefSeq and is a predicted model, not a curated record. Gene Ontology annotation, cellular component: nucleus. Gene Ontology annotation, molecular function: zinc ion binding; RNA polymerase II transcription regulatory region sequence-specific DNA binding; DNA-binding transcription factor activity, RNA polymerase II-specific. The transcript has 2 exons. The coding region runs from base 1 to 1884 and encodes 627 amino acids.
AUGUCCGGUGGCACCCACACCCCAACCUCCCCCCGCACCUCCAUAGCCCACCUCGUCGCAGCCGCAGAACAUCUCGAGCGCUGGGACCACCACGACUCCAAAACCGGUAGCCCCACCGACGACUCCACCACCACGACGGCAGGGAAGCGACGGGCGGUCGCGGGCUCGGGCAGUGUGUCCGCAGCGGGGUCACGAAGGGCGUCGCGGUCGAGUAGUCCCGAUCGGAAUGAUGGCGCGGGAGACGGUGAGAAUAGUAGUAGUAACGGCAAUGGGAAUGGGAAUGGAACCACUACCGGUGGAAGGAAGAAGAAACCACCUCCAGCGAAACGCAAAGUAACCCACGCAUGCAUUUUCUGUCGACGGAGCCAUAUGACAUGCGACGACCACCGGCCUUGUAAACGGUGUAUCAAGAGGAAGAUAGGGCAUUUGUGUCGGAAUGACGAGAAGAGUGGUGGUGGUGGUGGGGGUGGUGCUGGUGGUGCUAAUAGCGGAGCGGUGGAUGCGCAUCGUGGGAUAGGGUCAGAGGACGAGCAUACCCAGUCGUUGGAUGUCGGCACCGGGUAUACGGGCGAGGUGGUGGAUGUCGGGCCGUCACCACGCACGUAUCUGGACAUGGCGGACCUAGGCGCGGCAGCUGGGGUGGUGCCGAUGAGCUCCAUUCUGAACCCUGCCCACGCCAACAGCAGCAACAGCAGCGCGGCAAACGAUAUAGUCAACCUACCUUCAACGCAGGUGUUGAACGCCAACAUGGCCAGCGCGUUGGUUAACAUCGACGCUAUUUCACAUCACCAGCAACAACAACAUCUCCCGCAUCAGCAUACGGCACCGACACACCUGCCGAGCUAUGCUGCGUACGAUAACGGGUUCGCGCAUGCAGGCAUGUCUGGGUUCCCGCACGUGUUUGCGUCAGCGAGUAUGGGCAACGAGUUUGCAGUCUUGUCUGAUUUCUUAUCGAGUUGGGACGGCACGCUGGACGGCAUCAACCAGCAGCAGACCCUGGGCGUCGGAUACGAGGCCCUCGAGGGGUUGGUACAAGAACCCCAGGACGGCGCUCUCACCACCGACCCCGCCCUCCCGCAACCCCCACCAACAACAACAACCACCACCGGCCGAAAAUACUCUGACACCUCCCUCAACGGCACCAAACUCUCCUCCGCCGAGCGUUUCAUCCUCACCGCGGCCGACCCCAACGACGGCCCCAACGAAGACCGUCUCCACUCCAUCAUCCUUGCCAAAAUCGACGCAGGGCUUCUCAAACCCUACAACUACAUCAACGGCUACACCCGCUUGCAGAAAUGGAUGGACACGCACAUGUCCGCCCCAUCCCGCCAACGUAUCCUCCACGUACUCGGCAUGUUCCGUCCCCGCUUCCGCCAAGUCGCGCAGAGUCUCACCGACUACGACCUCGUGAUGGUCGAAGAAGCCUUCGAGCGGCUGUUACUAGAAUACGACCGCGUGUUCUCAGCCAUGGGCAUCCCCGCCUGUCUCUGGCGGCGCACGGGCGAGAUCUACAAAGCCAACAAGGAAUUCGCGAACCUUGUCGGACUCGAAGGCGGGGAACUGAGGGACGGGAAGGUGAAGCUGUAUGAGUUGAUGGAUGAGGAUUCGGCGGUGAAUUAUUGGGAGAAGUAUGGGAAUAUUGCGUUUGAUGCGGGGCAGAAGGCCGUGCUUACUAGUUGUGUGUUGUUGCCGAGGAAGGGGAGUAAGAGUAUUACGGUGGGUGGGACGCCGACGACGACGACGGGGGAGCCGCAGGAGACGAGAGGCGAGCAUUGCUGUUUUAGUUUUACGAUUCGGAGGGAUAAGUAUAAUAUCCCGUUGCUGAUUGCAGGCAAUUUCCUCGUCGUACGCAGCAACAGCGCCACCACACCGGCUGCCCAAUAA